Molecule: messenger RNA, 1032 nt
Organism: Elaeis guineensis (African oil palm)
Lineage: Eukaryota; Viridiplantae; Streptophyta; Magnoliopsida; Arecales; Arecaceae
Product: WEB family protein At1g75720
Biological process (GO): chloroplast accumulation movement; chloroplast avoidance movement
Cellular component (GO): cytosol
Source: RefSeq, a predicted model, not a curated record
CUUGAGCAAAUCAUACUCCCUUCUCCCCCUCCUUCCAUCUCUCCAACGACCUCUCAACCUGAAGUCAUCCAAUCAAAAUAUAACCACCCCCCUCCCACUCCCUUCCACCGCCUUAACACCUCUACCACUCCCAUCGCUCUCUCUCUCUCUCUCUCUCAUGUGUUAGUGUUAGUUGUUGGAAGGGAAGGACAGAACAUGGAGAGAGAAGAAGGUGGGGCAGUGGCGACAAGAGCCGAGAUCGACAUGAGAGCACCAUUCCAGUCGGUGAAGGAAGCCGUCAUGCUCUUUGGCGAGACGAUAUUGGCAGGAGAAGUCUAUGCCAACAAGCUUAAUGAGAUGAGAUUUGCAGUGAGCAUGAAUGAGCAUAGCCUCUCACAGAUUGGGUCCAUAAAGGCUGAGCUAGAAGAAACAAAGCAAAGCCUUGUGAAGGCGCGUGAAGAAAGCUUAGAAAUGGCAAAAUGCCUCAGUUCUCUCAGGGCAGAGCUUGAGAACACAAAGAAUGAGCUCAAACAAUUGAAAGCAAGGGAAUCAGAGAAACGAGUUGCAGAAUUGGAGAUCGAAGACCUCAAGUUUGUGGAGAGUGCAACCGAAAUUCAGGUUGAGAAAUCAGGCAUAGAAGAGGGAAUGGAGUUGCAAAAGAAGAGGAGUGUUAAGUUCGCCGACCCACCAACCUUGGCUCGGGUCCUAAGUGAAGAGGACAAGGUUUUGGAAAGACAAUUUUCUGUGGACAGCGUGGUGGAACCGAUGAAGAAAAAGAAGAAGAAGACAUUCAUUCCUUUUAUAGGGGUGAUUUUCUCCAGGAAGAGAGGUUAUCAAGAAGGUGCAAUGCCUAAAGCUCAUAGAUCAUAGAAGUUGUACAAAGGGGUUUCAAGCUCCAUGUUAGUGUUGAAACAAUCAUGGCAUUUGUUUGGUUUGUUCCUUUUAGUAUUGUCAUAUUUAGCUUUCUUAUAAUGUGAUCAGAGGUGGCACUGAUAGUGACUGUAGUAUCAUUAUGUCAUACAUAAACAAGAUUUUCAUUUUUCUUUCUAUUGA